Molecule: messenger RNA, 744 nt
Organism: Penicillium cinerascens
Lineage: Eukaryota; Fungi; Ascomycota; Eurotiomycetes; Eurotiales; Aspergillaceae
Exons: 2
Coding region: 1-744 (247 amino acids)
Source: RefSeq, a predicted model, not a curated record
AUGACCAAGAACAUUGCAAUCAAGAAUGGGGACACUUUGCCAGAUACGGCUGCCCAGAAAGUGCUCUCAACUCGCAACCUGGUUGCUGAAAUAAUCAGGUGGCUCGUGGAAAUUCUCGAUCAUUCAGAACGGGGAAAUGGAAAAUAUCACAAGGGUCGCGGCCGUCGUAAUUCACUGUGCGAUCUAGUUACCUUGAACAGACUCUGGUUCGACCAAACCAUCCCCUACAUCUGGAAAGCCCCAACCAACAAAAACAGCUCCUUUCAUCAGCGAUUCGCUAAAGUCAAAGAAGCGCGCCUUCAGACAUACGCCAACUUUGUCGAAUAUGGUCAUUUACUCGCCGUCCCUUUCGACGACUUGGUCGAUAACAAUAGAAUCCUCCGCGGAGUGACUUUUCCCCGACUGAAUCAAAUCGACCUAGUUCUUCGAUAUCGUGAACGGAUACUGUGCUUCCCAAGACUCAGUGCUCCGGCACUGCAGAGCAUACGUAUCCGGAUCGCGUGGAUAUUGAAAUCCAGAGGAUCGGACAAGGUCCAUUUUCGCUUUGGACACGGGACUACGCCGCGAUUGAACCCGCAGUUGGGCCACAGGCUCGGUGGUUGUCUCAAGUCUUAUUUCACGAGCGUCUCGCGUGUCGUCCUCGGGCCUGGCUUGCUGGUUCACCCAAGGACGGUGCAGAGUAUCGGUAGACGCCUUCCAAAUGUCGCUGUUUUCGUCGAUGAUAGCAAGGUUGUUGAGGAGUAG